This is a messenger RNA of Quercus lobata, 1583 nucleotides long. It is a transcript of the gene HEME1, whose product is annotated as Uroporphyrinogen decarboxylase. Bases 118 to 1341 code for a protein of 407 amino acids. The record is from RefSeq and is a predicted model, not a curated record. The transcript has 6 exons. Gene Ontology annotation, biological process: porphyrin-containing compound biosynthetic process. NCBI's taxonomy places the organism in Eukaryota, Viridiplantae, Streptophyta, Magnoliopsida, Fagales, Fagaceae. Gene Ontology annotation, molecular function: uroporphyrinogen decarboxylase activity.
GACGCUAUCCAACAGUCCUGGGUUGUUGCUUUUGAGAUUAAAGUGGGUCUAUCUCUAUUUUCCAUCACUCUUAUCAGAUUCAGAUAAAAGAAAAUCUUCUCUCACAGUUUCUCAGAAAUGGGUUUCUAUUCCCCAACCAUUGUGAUUUGCCCUUCAAGCUUCUUCACACACUUGGCUUCGAAGUCUAGCUUUCCCACCAGGCCUUUCUUUCCUCCUAAAACAAAAUGCUUCUCAAAAAAGUUCCACGUGGCGUGCUCUACUUCUCCUUCUGAUCCUAUUUUGGUUAAGGCUGCAAGAGGAGAUCCUGUAAAUCGACCUCCAGCAUGGAUGAUGCGCCAGGCAGGAAGGUAUAUGGCUGUUUAUAGAAAGCUUGCAGAGAGAUAUCCAUCCUUUAGAGAGAGGUCAGAAACAACUGAUCUCAUUGUAGAAAUCUCUUUGCAGCCUUGGGAAGCUUUCCAUCCUGAUGGAGUUAUUAUUUUCUCUGACAUACUUACCCCUUUACCUGCCUUUGGUGUCCCAUUUGACAUAGAAGAAGUAAGGGGUCCUGUUAUCCAGUCACCGAUUUAUUCUGAAGAGGGAUUGAAGUCUCUGCAUCCCAUUGACUUAGAAAAACUUCAUUUUGUGGGGGAAUCCCUUAGGAUAUUGCGCCAGGAGGUUGGUGGGAACACUGCUGUUUUAGGUUUUGUAGGAGCACCUUGGACAAUAGCUACAUAUAUAGUGGAAGGGGGUACAACACGCACUUAUACAACCAUAAAGACCAUGUGCCAUACUGCACCACAUGUAUUGAGGGCCCUUCUUUCUCAUUUGACACGGGCAAUAUCAGACUACAUUGUAUUCCAAGUGGAAUCUGGGGCUCAUUGCAUACAAAUUUUCGACUCAUGGGGUGGACAACUACCGCCUGAUAUGUGGGAACGCUGGUCAAGGCCUUAUAUUGAAGAGAUUGCAAGUAUAGUGAAGAACAAAUGUCCUCAAACACCACUUGUUCUAUACAUUAAUGGAAAUGGUGGUCUUCUUGAGCGUAUGAAAGGAACUGGCGUUGAUGUGAUUGGGCUUGACUGGACAGUGGACAUGGAAGAUGGAAGGAAACGAUUGGGUAAGGAGGUCAGUGUACAAGGCAACGUUGACCCUGCUUGCUUAUUUUCUCCUCUUCCUGCCCUGACAGAAGAAAUUGAAAGGGUUGUGAAGUGUGCAGGUCAAAGGGGACACAUUCUAAAUUUAGGACAUGGCGUUCUUGUUGGGACGCCUGAAGAAGCUGUUGCACAUUUUUUUGAAGUUGCAAGAAGCUUGAAGUUUGAUACACUUUAUCAAAAUCAAACAGUAGACUCUAAAUUGGUAGUUUGAGGACAAUAUUCAUUAAGCACAAGCAAGCUAUUUUGUUUUCACUACCAUAUUCCUGUAAACAUGCAUGCUUAAUCUCAAUUUAGCUUUGUUUUGUUGUAGAGGAGGGGCUUUCCUAAAAGCUUUGAGAUUGUGUACAUUUUUUUUUUUUUUUUUUUUUUGUGUGUGUGUGAGCUAACUAGUUAAAAUCAGUUGUAUCUGUAAUUUAUGAUUAAUUUAUUCAAUGAAUUAAUAAAUUAUUAAUU